CGUUGAGUUUCGCGCAUCAAUGGAAGGCAGCGGGCGUCGAUUGCUCGCUCAAGCCCCGGGCUCGCGUUCUCCUGCACCUCGCAGCCGCUACAUCGCCGCGAUUCUCAUCUGAACACUCCGUCAAAGCACCGAGAAGACGGCUCUCUCCGCCUGGACCCCGCAGGGAAACUCGCUCCGAGAAACCGGCUUCGUCUCCCACCCCGAGACCGGUCCCCGGGUCGUGGGCCGUGUCCACCAGGCGGCCUCCCGGCCGAGGUGCUCCGAUUCCGGUAGAGGCGACUAGGACAGAGCGGGGGCUCGUCCGCGGCCUACUGUUGAAGCCGCUUCGGUGACUUGGUGACCUUUGAAAACAUGUUGCAAGGAAUCUCAAGGAGACAGCUAAAGUUCAUCCGUAAAGUGUUCGCUGUUUGUCAUCAAACACAGCUAAAACGAACUUCUUACGACUUUGUUGGGGUUUGCCUUGGUGGGCAGCGGCCUGCCCUGCAACCGCUGGUGCACUGCCUUGGGUGUGCCCGUUCCGGAGCCGUCACUCGGUUCUACAGCAGCGGUAACAUCAGUCAAGGCGGCACCGACCAGGAAGGUGGAGGCGCCAAGGACACCGCUAAAAAUGGUGCGACGACGGAAACUGGAGCGACCAUCAGGAAAGAAGCCGCCGCGUCACCACCAGACUCGGCAACUCAAGCUGCUACGACCAGGCCGCUGAAUGCAAGCACAGUUCUGGCCUCAUUUCCGCCCGAACAGAUACAGAUUCGAGUGAAACCUGUGCUCAAAAAGCGGGAGUAUGGAACCCGCUACACCCAAAACAACUUCAUCACGGCCGUGCGGGCCAUGAACGAAUUCUGUCUGAAUAGCAGUGACCUGGAAAAACUGCGGAAGAUUCGCAGGAGAAGUCCUCAUGAUGACUCGGAAGCCUUCACCGUGUUCCUGCGUUUGGACAUAGAAGCAAAGGCGCUGGAUGUGUGGGGCAGCUUGGACGCUCUGGCACGGGAGAGGCGGCGUCGAAUGGUGAUCGAGGAAGAAUACAAAGAAAAUGUUUUCAGGACCCACAAGCUACUGAAGGAAUAUAAGGAAUUUUUUGGCGAAACAAAGCCCAAAGCAAGCACGACGGGCGCCUUCAUGAAAGGGCCUGGGAAGGUGGUCAUGGUAGCCAUCUGCAUAAAUGGGCUGAACUUCGUAUUCAAGCUGCUGGCCUGGCUGCACACGGGCUCAAGCAGCAUGUUUUCUGAAGCCAUCCACUCGCUUUCCGACACGGCCAACCAGGCCAUUCUCGCGCUGGGAAUCUAUCACUCGGUCAAAAAUCCUGAUCCGAAUCAUCCGUACGGCUUUAGCAACAUGCGCUACAUCGCGUCGCUCAUCAGUGGCGUGGGCAUCUUCAUGAUGGGCGCCGGGCUGUCCUGGUACCACGGGGUCAUGGGGCUGCUUCACCCACACGCCAUCCAAUCGCUGCUGUGGGCUUUCUGCAUUCUCGGAGGCUCGCUCAUUUCUGAAGGAGCCACCCUUCUCGUCGCCAUCAAUGAAAUCAAGAAAGGUGCCCGAGCAAAAGGAAUGACCUUCUUCGAUUACGUUCUCCGAAGUCGGGACCCCAGCACCAACGUGGUGCUGCUAGAGGACUCGGCUGCCGUGCUCGGGGUGGUGAUCGCCGCCGGAUGCAUGGGCAUCACGUCGCUGACCGGGAACCCGCUGUACGACAGCGUGGGCUCGCUGGGUGUGGGCACGCUGCUGGGCAUCGUGUCCGCCUUCCUCAUCUACACUAACACCGAGGUGCUGCUGGGCCGGUCCAUCCAGACCGAUCAGCUCAGGCGCAUCACAGAGUUCCUGGAGAACGACCCCAUGGUCAGGGCCAUCCACGACGUGAAGGCCACCGACAUGGGCAUGAACAAAGUGCGCUUCAAGGCGGAGGUGGAUUUUGACGGGCGGGUGCUGACACGCUCUUACCUGGAGAAGCAGGACAUCGAGCAGAUGCUGAACGAGAUCCAGAUGGUGCGGACGGCUGAGGACCUGGAGGGGUUCAUGCUGAAGCACGGGGAGAACAUCGUAGACACACUGGGCGCUGAGGUGGACCGGCUGGAAAAGGAGCUCAAGAAACAAAAUCCGGAGGUGCGUCACGUGGACCUGGAAAUUUUGUGAGGUCACCCACAGACCCGACCCGCCGUCCCACCCCUUGCGGCCGGGCCCGCCAGUCAACCUCCAACUUGGCGUGGACUUGGAGUGGGGGGCGGCGGCGGCAGAGACGAGGAAAGCCAUCGACGGGCCACCGUGGCGUCAACACAGACCAAGCCGCCCCCGUCUCGGAGGCGUUUCAAAACCACGACCGCUGCAUCACAAUCGCUCGACCGGCUCCGAGCACGCGUCUACGGGCUCAAGUGACGUUCGUAGCUUCUUUGUGUUUUUUUUUGUCGUGUCCUUGUGCAUUCUCCUCCUGCUCCUCUCGCUUUCCACUUAAAGCGACUGUGGUCAAGUGCACUUUAUGUCUUUAGACGCAGUAGUAACUUUGUUCCACCGAUCGCUGUGCCGGCUACUAAUAUCUACGUAAUGUUAUAUCGCAAAUAAGAUAAAAACUCGAUGUUUA
This is a messenger RNA of Lethenteron reissneri (Far Eastern brook lamprey), 2569 nucleotides long. RefSeq names its product solute carrier family 30 member 9 (gene SLC30A9). Gene Ontology annotation, biological process: zinc ion transport; transmembrane transport; intracellular zinc ion homeostasis. The record is from RefSeq and is a predicted model, not a curated record. Lineage: Eukaryota; Metazoa; Chordata; Hyperoartia; Petromyzontiformes; Petromyzontidae. Gene Ontology annotation, cellular component: membrane; endoplasmic reticulum. Gene Ontology annotation, molecular function: monoatomic cation transmembrane transporter activity.